UUGGCGUCGACACUGUGGUAGUAGGAGUCGGGCGCCGCUCACGGAUGGUUCUCACACCACACCACCGUACCAUCAUGAGAUCUCGCAGCCUCAGCCCCAGGCCGAGGGCACCAUACCUGUGGCACGAGAGGGAGGCUGAGUCUGCAGAUCGCAAGGGCUGGUACCGCGUUGACUAUGGCUCCAGCAAGCCAGAGGAGAUGUGGUAUCUGCCCUCCUUCAAGGACAGGAUGAACUUCCUUGAGAGGUCCGUGGAACGAGCCACCAGUGAGCCGCGCACGAGAGCCACCUCCGUCCCUCCAACAACCGUAGCCGUUCGUCGAAGCAGGGCCCUCUCUGUUGACCCCUUGGUCAAAUACCCCCUGAGAUGGAGGACCUCGCCCUUCUACUACUACAAUUACCGCUGGCCAUACACUACCUUCUACGAUAGGUACUGGCCAAGCCUGGGGCCGUACUCUGGACGUAUUUGGAGGCUGCCCUGGUACCGUUAUCCCAGCUCCCCCCUGACCGCGUCGACUUAUUGGAGAGACUCGUCACCAUACUCGUCCUACAUGGCCUCCACCACCAUCACGCCCGAGAGAACAGAGAUCAUGGAGGAGCGCCGCAGCAUCUCCCCCCCUCCGCCCUCCUACCGACCCUCGGCCACCACGCAGCUCAUCCUCAACCGGGUGGCGCUAGGUGGCGGUCUACACCCGCGGAGUUACCCACCAUCUCGCUACGUUCCUCGCUACUACCCCUCCUACCUCGACUACGACUAUGGCUACGGUGGCUACUACUACCCAUACCAUUACCCCAGGGCCAGCCGCUAUGACUACCUGGAAGACCUGGAAUCCUCUUACCUGUCGACUACCACCUCCUACCGCCCACGCGCACUCGACCUCGACACAGACUACCGCGAUAAGACCACCAGCGUCACCACCACACCGAAGAAGAUCAUCACCACAUACAAAACCUAUGCUCCGGGUGCAGCACUUUCAACGUCAACACCGGCAGUAAAAGAAGCAAAGGCACUUCUCCAAGAGGACGACGUCAGUAGGGAUGUUGAGUUGAACAAACAGCCCUACCCGAGGACAAAGAACAUAGAUAUGGAAGGAGAGUCGUGUGUGACUCGCCUGGAGCGGCGUUAUACAAGACUUUCUGAACCACAGAUGCUCCACGAUCACGUUGAGAACAUGCGCCACCGCCUCAAGUCCCUCGCCUACUCCCUGGAUCCUUCCGGCCCCGUACCCGAGAUAGUCAUUCCGGAGCGCUCCACCACCACCACCACCAUUACCAAGAAGGCUGCCGUCCCCGCCCUGCCAGCCCCCGAGGACAAGAAGUACUCUUCCUCUUCUUCCUCCGGGCCCAGGCGCCAGACCUUUGUUGAGUAUCCUGGCGGCCCUCCCGUGUGGAAGCGCCGCGCCCUGGCUCGUUUCCCUCACGAAGAUCCCGAAUACGUGGCAGCUCAAUGCAGGGUAAAGGCCAUGCCCAUGGACACUCAGAGAGACCCCGUGAAAGAAAAAGAGAAACUGAUCUUGAAGGACCGCCUCUCCAACCGCAUCCAUCAGUUCUUCAACACAACCCUUAACCCAGAACAGUUCGACAAAUACCUCAAGACGUACCGAGAGCCCGCACCGCAGGUCAAGACCAAAACGCAAUUGAGAAGACUGAUGCCAGAAUCCUCCCUCCGUGCCAACAAGUACUCGUCCACCAAGUGGGAGGAACCCGACACUGUCUUCGGCGGCCCCUCCGACAAGAAGCCCUACUCCAAGGUAGAAACUGGUUCUUCCUUCUUCUCUACCUAUGGUUUCACCAACCGAAAGAAGGAUUAUGUGGCUGAGAAGGUGCGUGAUUAUUACUACUUCGGGGACAGCCAAAAGGACGUAGGACACGUGCGAUUCGACAGGACCGCCAUCAAGGCAAUCAGUGACGGCACCACCGAGGAAGCCGGGGAGGAGAAGAAGGAACGCAGGAAGAAGAAGAAGUCCAAGGAGCGUGACGCUGAGGCAACUGCUGAGGCCACAACGGCGUCCGUUACUGCCGCUGCCGCCGCCGAUCACUCAACUUCAGAGGCGGACCCUGUCUCGGCUGUGUCUGAGGGUGACGCCGGGGCUGGUGAAGACGAAGAAAAAGAGCGCAAGAAGUUGGAGAAGAAAAAGAGGAAGCAGGAGCGCGAAGCCGCUGCCAAGGCCGCCAUGGAGGCCGAACUGGCUGCCCUUGCUGCUGCUGAAGCUGAGUUGGCCCGCUUGGAGGCCGAGAGUAGCAAGACGGAUGCUGGUUCCGCUGCCCCUGCCGAGGCUGCCCCAGCUGAGGCCGCCCCCGCUGAGGUGAAAAGAACAGACGAGAGCGAGGAACCAGCCACCACCCAAGCCGAGGAGGCCAGGCUGGGGGCGCAGGACGACACUGAGGCACCCGCCGACGCCACCGCCACCACUACCGAUGCCGCCGACGCCACCCCAGACGCAGAUGCCGCCGCCGAUGCCGCCGAUGCGGCCACCCCCGCCGAAGCCGGCACAGACGACACCGCAGAUGCCGCUGACGCCGCACCUUCCACCAGGUUCGACGAAGACCUCGCUGAGUAAAAGCUGUAUCCACCACCAUCACCACCACAGCCUUGUCGCACCAGCCUCCCCUCUGCUUUCACGUGGACUGAACUAUUUGUGUAGUGAACUGAAUGAUUUUCUUAGCUGGCACUGUCUCCUGCAUUAUCUGGCGGCGUUUGUAGCUCUGUUGUGUAUCUCCGGUUCUUUCUGGAUCAAGCUACGAGACAACACCAACACCACAUAUUACUAUUAUACAUGAACCCUCAUCCACACACCUGAGAUCUGAGGUGGUGUCAGAGUUUGGUGCCUUACAUACAUCGAUUCACUGACCCUUUCUAGAUGUAUUUUCUUACGUCAUAGCGAGCAAUCUACCUCAGCUUCCCCUGGUCAGAGCAAGAGAAGAAAACUGUCUUAAUCACAAACUUCCAUGAAAUCCUAUUUUUAAGAGGACGAACAAAGUCGGGCAGGGAUUAUCCCGUCCCACGGCCACACCACAGCGACGCCUACACACGGCACUCCCCUUCCCUAAAACAGUGGCCAAAAAAAAAAAAAAGGGAACAUUGGCUCAAAGCUGUAACAAAAAUAUAGUAACAAUUACAACCCCAUUAGCAGUUGUUUAUCUUAUAACUCACAAAUAUCACCGGGAAAUUCUUACACCAUCCUCGACAACACAUUACUUAACGCGAAGCUAAAUACUAUAAAUCACUAGGCACUCGAGACGACCUGUGUUUGGAUGUACGUAGCUUUCUAUCGUCGGUCUCUGAAGUGGUUGUGUGACGUCUUAGUCUCGGGCUCCUCGGCUUCCCACCCUCAGGCCGCCCCAGCACUGCCCGCCCAACAACCCGCGGGAGAAUGCCGGGGCGUCACUAGCGGGGCGCCGUGGAGGACUGAGCAUCUGUGUCUUGAUGUCGAUAUAGUUUCGUUUCUUCUCUCUAUUUCUCUUUCACUGUCCUGUGUAGUGAGUGAGGGAACGGCACCGAACGGCAUCAGGAAGUAACUAAUGUAAAGUCAAUGAAUGUGUAGAUACCAAGAAGUGCCGUUCGUGUGUCGUGUGUGUGUGGGGUGUGUGUCUCUGCCGCCUCCCGCGUCCCUCCCUUCACUAACGCCCCCAGCCGCCCACUCAAGGGGCUUCGGAAGGGGCGCCGCUCACUCCGCUAGUCUCACUCUGCUGUUGUAUCAUCCUUCCUCUCCUUCCGUGGGUUGGGAAUAAAACACGUACACACACACACACACACACACACACACACACACACACACACACACACACACACACACACACACACACACACACACACACACACAUAAACGUAAACAUAUGAAGACUCAACAUCAUACAAUGUCAAGCCUUAUCCAUACACACGCAAAUACACACACGUACACGCACAUACACUAACAUUAGACUGAGUAUGCAUUACGUCGAACAAGCUCAAGAAAACCAAAGUUGACCUUCUGGAUAAAAUCUUUAAAGUCUGGCACAUGUUUCAAAAAGAAGGAAACUUAAAGAUUGGUACAUCGGCCUGUUGGACAGUCUUACCCUCCUCAAGAGUUAUGUCUUGUUCACAAUAAAGAUAAAUACAUUAAGA
Molecule: messenger RNA, 4102 nt
Organism: Portunus trituberculatus (swimming crab)
Lineage: Eukaryota; Metazoa; Arthropoda; Malacostraca; Decapoda; Portunidae
Exons: 14
Coding region: 45-2558 (837 amino acids)
Source: RefSeq, a predicted model, not a curated record